Molecule: messenger RNA, 2058 nt
Organism: Thrips palmi
Lineage: Eukaryota; Metazoa; Arthropoda; Insecta; Thysanoptera; Thripidae
Exons: 2
Coding region: 84-875 (263 amino acids)
Source: RefSeq, a predicted model, not a curated record
UGAAAUACCGGCUGCGCUCUUUGUAGACUAUCCAAUCCUAGGCGUUAUUCUGCUAGUGCUGGCGUACCUUCUACGCAUCUACUAUGCACGCGCAAGGCAGCCACUCGAGAUGUACGAGCAGCAUCUUCACCACGCCGGCAACAAUAUCUAUCGUCGGACCGAGCUGCAGCGGAAAGACGACACUAGCGCUGCGGAUGCUGGAACAUGAAAAAGAAAUGUUUUCAUCGCCCUUUGACCAUUAUAUGUGGUGCCUGCCAAAUGGAAGCGAGCCGCCCAGAGAAAUAGCUCAGCGAAGUGAAUUUCAAAUUCAUUAUGGUGUGCCUGAUGGUGCAACAAUAGCACCAAACACCAUUGUUAUUCUGGAUGACCUACAACACGAGCAAGGACUGCAGACUCAACUCCUCUAUACAGUGCACUCACACCACAGAAACCUGACAGUGAUAUCCCUGAAUCAUUCCCUGUUUCCGAAAAAUAGAUUCCAUCGCGAUAUGACGCAAAGCACAAAGUACAUUAUAGCGUGUAACAACCCGCGUGACAGUGCCGCAUUUUUUCGCCUGGCCCUUCAGUUGGAGCCCGCCCGUGCUCGAGGACUGUACGACUGCUACCUGGACGCCUGCAAGAAGCCGUUUGGAUACCUGCUGUGUGAUCUGACCCAACAAGUGCACCCAGCCCUGCGAUACCGCACCCAACUGUUUCCGUCCGACGAAGCACUCGGUGUGUACAGUACUGACGAGGACCUACAGCAACUGUUGCGUGACGAUGGAGCAUACGAGCGAUUCUGUGAGGAAAAACAUUCCACUCAUGCAGGUGCUUCUGAAAGCCAACAAAGUGCGGAGGAAAUCGCUUCUGAACAGCCUCAACCGUCAAGAGGUUGACUGUAUAUGCGAGAUUGUGCUGAAUGCUGUGGCAGGACCGAGCAAAGCCCGGCUGAGCCCAGAGUGCGUCCGGCAGUGUAGCCGCCAUAAGCAACGCAUACGCACCCUGGCCUUUAAUCACCGCCUGGCCUGGAAAAAACGUCGCGACCUACUCGCCAACCAGACGGGUUCGGGCUGGUUUCUUCCGCUCAUCGCCGCAGUCGUGUCUGGUCUGCUAUCGAGAUGAGUCACUCGCUCAGCAAGCGCAUUAUCCUCUCGCCGUCUCAGCUGCAGCGCCUGCUAGGGCGCGAUCGGGAGCUGACGAGCCGAACGGAUGCUGCUCGCCAGACUGCUCUCCGAAGUGCUGCAAAGGACUCGGCGAGCAUCGGGCCCUCACAAGCCUACGCCCGCUACCGGGAGAUGCAGCAGCGCCAUCUUGUGCAGGCCGCCGAGGAGCGCGGAGCUCCUCUGGAGUUAGUCGUGUCGGAGCCGGAGCCAAGAAAGCACUCCGAGGGGCCCAUCAAACCGCCAGAGGAGCCGGAAUCAAAGCCGGAAUCGCCCAAAGCAUCUGUAAUCCCGAAGAAACCUCCUUCGGCGACCAAGAAAAAGGCAAGAACGUCGCAAAUUCGUAAAACCGCAGAGAGAGUCUAUGAGGAAAUCAGUGGCUCAACUCCGAAGAUUCCAAAGAGUAUGCCGAUGCGUCGCAUAGUGCAUGAUCCUCGCCACUCGCCCGUCAAGACCCGAUCUAAAAAUCUGCAGAAGUCAACACGCGGUACUCCAUCGUCCUCCUCGUCCUCCUCAUGGCUCCGGUACGGAAAGAACUAGCGCCCGCACACACGGCGCGCCGCGUGCUCGACAGGCUCUGGACUCAACCGGGCAAAUCCUACGCUGCAUAUGCUGGCCAACACCUCCUCCGCCGUGCUGCGACCGAGCCAUCCUCCAGAAAAACAAUAUUAGGCCCGCAGGAUGUGAAAAACUACCUGACUCAAGAGUAUGCAUAUACACAGCAUGCUCCACGCCGUGAAAAGUUCCCCAAACCAUUCUACAACAUGCACAGGCUGUGGCACCUCGUGGAAACCGAUCUGAUAGAGACUGGACGCGUAGCAAACUUUAACGGAGGAGUGCGCUAUUUGUUACUGGCUGUUGAAUGUACAUCUCGAAAACUGUAUGUGAAACCGAUGCUAAAUAAAAUGGGUGAAACCUG